Lutra lutra (Eurasian river otter) is the source of this 1773-nucleotide messenger RNA. Its product is annotated as translation initiation factor IF-2-like. The transcript is spliced from 2 exons. NCBI's taxonomy places the organism in Eukaryota, Metazoa, Chordata, Mammalia, Carnivora, Mustelidae. The record is from RefSeq and is a predicted model, not a curated record. The coding region runs from base 53 to 691 and encodes 212 amino acids.
GCGGCCCGUCCUGAGGAGCCAGCCUGGGCUGGCGGCUCUGCGCGACGGCCGUAUGGGGUCCUCCGCGACUGCGCCCCGUCGUCCUCCAAGUCCUGCUCGUGUCCCUCGCCUUUCCUCCCCUCCCAGCAUUCCGUGCCUCCCCUCCGUCGCUGCGGGAGCCGAGCCCCGAGGCGCGCCCGCUCCGCUGCUCCGCCUACCCCGGGGCUCCGCGCCCUGCGCUGCCCGCUCGCUCGCCUCCUGCCCCCUGUCACCUCUCGGCGUCCCUGCGCGGCUCCCUCCUCCGCGAGUCAGAGGCCGGCAGCGCUUUCAGCAGCUUUCCUCCCGGGGUCCAUCUGUCGGGGCUUCCGCGCGCGCCCCGCCCCGACCCGCUGCUCAAUUCCGCCCGCUCCCUCGCGGCCCCGCCCCCGCCCGCGCUCUCUGCCCGGGGACGCGACCCGCGGCUCUGCGGGGCUGGGGGCGGACGGUGGGGGGCGGGCGCGGCGCGGUGAGUGUCGGUACCGCCGCCGUGUCGCUCUGCGCUUCGGGACGGAGGACGAGCCGGGGCUACCAGGUCCGCCCAGACCCGGGAGGGAGAGCGCAGGGACAGCGUGGGUUUUCCCGACCCUCGGGAUUGCUCGUGCAAUGUUCUGCUCACAGUUUAAAUUUUGUGUUUCUUCCAAAAUCUGUGCUGGUUUUAGCUGGAGCAGUUUGAAAUCAUCUUGUUUAUUUACUAGUCACAGCCUGUUGCCCUUCACCUGCCCUUCACCAUUAGGAUGUGAGCACGUCUCUAGGACAUAAGGUAGGUACUUAAGUCCUUGAUGAGUAAGUGGAUGGUAUGUUUUCUGUGAUCAAAUGGACUAACCAGACAGACUGUCUGUGUCUGAUUCUGCCAAAAUUGUGUAGACAACACCUGUAAGUGAGAGUUGAAAACAAAGCUAUUCUGUUUGUAAAUGUUUUGUGUUUCUUUACCUUGUGUGCUUUACUUCUGGCUAUUCUUUGACAAAGAGAGUGAGAAACAAGGCCUUGUGCGCAUCGCUUUUCUAGCUGUUCACAGCUUUCCUCACUGCCUUGCCCUCACCCUGACCUCAGGUAGGCAGAUACUUGGCAGGUAAUGCCUUCUUCCUUUGGGGCAGUCUCAGACGCUUUUUGCUUGACAGAAGUUUGGGGUGGGGGAAGGAAAGGAUUUCUGGUUCAGUGUUACCAGCAUGCUCAGCUGGAGCCCUGUCGUCUUUCUGUCUUAGGCAGGAAAGCAGAGUAGAAGAAGGAAGCCCCUUCUAGUUUCCCCUUCCUCCCUUCAUAUGUACUUCUUUGGUCUGUUCAGUAAAUAAAACUGAUUUUUCUCAAAUAUCUUUGCACUGGGGUGCAUUCUGUACUUGCUGAGUCCAGGAGAACCCUGGGUCUAUUGGUGUAGAGUUGAGAUCUAAUCCUCACCUCCCCAAACAGGCAGUGCGAGCCUGGCAAAGUCUACUAUCUCUCUGGGUCUCAAUGACCUCAUCAGUCUUUGCCUGUGUUGACUGUUCAGUGAUUAGGGAUAUAGACAUCUCAGAUUUUAGCUGCUGGAAACUGCUGGCCCAAACAAGAAUCCUGUGGCUUCCCCUUGGGGCCAUAGAGAGGCUGCCAGAAGCAAUGAAGAUAGUGCUUCCUGAUUUAUAUCCGCUAAGAGAGAGUACACAUCUGUUCCUGCAUCCAGCCCAGAACCCUCCAGUUCACCCUGGUUGUUGGACCUUUUGGGCCUGGGCCCAGCCCUAGACCAACCAGUGACUGUCACCUGGAGAACAGAAAAUAUUGAUCAGG